AUGGUGCAAGUGCCGCUGUCGUCCACGGCCGACCGAUCGCCGGUGCUUGUGGUGAUGGUGCCGCGUGGCGCCGUCGGCUGCGGACAGAGGGGGGCUGACGCGACCUUCCCGGCCUUCCCGGCCUUCCGCAGGCGGGGCGACGCUCCCGACGGAGGGAGAGGUGGACUAGGAGGUGGACUAGGAGGUGGACGAGGAGGAGGUGGACGAGGAGGAGGAGGAGUCCCGUUUGGGAACUCGCUGGGCUCUCAGCGGAGGGGCGAGUUCCUGUCGGGCCGCGACGACUCGGCGCUGACACUCACCGACAGCGACGGCGAGCGGUCGGAAACCGGCACAGGUGCCAGGCUAGGUUCGUCCUCGUCUCCCUCCUCGAGUCCCGAGUGCGCGACCCAGCCGGAAAGGAGCAGGGGGAGGGGCCGUGGGGGGCCGGGGGGAGGGGCCGGCGGAGUUGGGGGGGGCUGCACGGACUCCGACUCGGACCCCGAGGCUCGCAAUUCCACAUUCCCGGGCGGGGCCGUGUACGACGCGGAGAUCGAUCACAGCUCUGUGUUCAUCCCUCGGGGCCUCUUCCUGCACCCCGACGUUCAGGGCUACGGGCCCCCCACUCGGAGCGGGGGUCACUCCGACGACGCCGCCGCCUCCCCCCCCUCCUCCCCCUCCUCCUCCACCCCGCACCACCGCCCCCCACACCGCCAGCACGCAGCGGGGGGCGGGAGACUCCGCACCCCCUCGCCCGUGGUCCCCGCGCGGCGGGGGGGCGGUGGGGGAGGAACGGGGGGCAGGGAGCAGGGCGGACCCCCCACGCCCCUGACCCCCCACGGCGCCCACCACCACCACCGGAAUUGGACGCCCUGCUGCGUGGACCCGGCGAUGGAAGGUGGCAGGCACCCGGCCUUCAAGCCCGGUCCUUUGGCCUCCUCUUCCCCCGCGGCCCCCGCGGCCCCGCGCCUGGCCUUCGGCUUGGACUCCCGCCUGAGCCGCGGCGUCGUCCCCUUCCCGCGCCUCACCGCCGGCGCUGCCUUCGCCGCCUCGGCCGCCCCCCGCCAGCCCCCGCCGCCGUCCUCGCCCUCCGCCCUGCGCUCCCGCGCCGCUCGCGGUGCACGCGGGGGGCCCCCGCCUCCGCCGUGCGCCGCUCUCUGCGCCAUGGCGCUCGCCGCGCUGCUCGCCGCCCUGCUCGCGUACUUCGUCGAGUGUGAGUGA
Messenger RNA from Petromyzon marinus (sea lamprey), 1197 nucleotides. NCBI's taxonomy places the organism in Eukaryota, Metazoa, Chordata, Hyperoartia, Petromyzontiformes, Petromyzontidae. The record is from RefSeq and is a predicted model, not a curated record.